AUGAUAGCUCUGUGGACGAUCGGCUACAAGUUCAGCAUCAUUCAAGUCGAGGGCCAAGUACGCGAACAGGUUUCCGAAGACCUCAUAUCAUUGAGAAUUCCUCCCGCUCAUUGUCUCGACGAGAGCACCGGCGUAAGCGAGUGGUUUGACGACAGGGUUUCGUAUCAGCCUCUGGUACCUGGAGAAUACUUUGUGUACCAAGACCCCGUGGAGAUCUUGACGAACAAAGCUUUCAUCCAUCGACUCUCAGGAGACCCAGAAGAAGACGCAGAUCGUAUGGGUACGGGGCAAAUUAUCAUGGUCGGAUCAGCCACGUGUGCAAGCACCCUCUUCAACGGGGCAGAUUCCGGUAUACUGUACACCUCUGAGAACGUCCUGGUCGCUGAAGUGGUCGACAGCGUGAUUGAACCAGGUCGUAAUUUCACCAUUCAUGACAUAUAUUGGCAAACCUUGGAGCCGGACGUGACAAACAACGUUCAGUUCAAGAUACAGUCUCCAGGGGCAAUUACAAUUCGUCGAGCUGGACUUGUCGUCGGCCAGGGAGCAGAUCCAGAUCUCCUCGGCACUGCUUCCAUCGAACAAGAACAAGAAAUUCGUGUUUACCGACAUCGGUUCAUCGUUGCACGUCGCGUGGUUGACGGAACUUGCCAGAAUAUCUUGCCGGAUCAAACGGGAUACCUCGUGGAUGGCCGCGUCUCGAAAGAUCCGCCCUCGGGGCCACAGCGACUGGUUGAAACCUACUACGAUGACGGGACAAGUUAUUCGGUCGGACCCAUUCUUCAGACGGGCUGCUUCAGUGGAUCGCUAUCAUUCCAGAGCUCUUAUGUGAAUAGAAAAGUCAAGUCUAUCAUUGUGCGGGCAAACAUGGCGGUCUGGGGAACAGAUAUCGAAACUAUACGUCAAGAUCAGUCUCGCCAGGUUGAGUCUCUGGGCCACAAUUUCUAUCGAUCAGACCGCAUCACCGGAAUCAAGCGGCUCUCCAGUAAAGAUCCGACGAGAUACCCUCUGUUUGAGGGAACCAGGCUGAUUGCAGGUCGCGGUGGCUAUAUCCAGGCGGCCUGUGUAGAAAUUGGUUUGGGGGUUGUCUUCAUCAUUAUCGGUCUGGUACGGUGGUACAUUGGCCCACCUGAGUUGACGUCGUGGGCAGGACAGCACGUGUCGGUAUUCUGCAACACAAUUCUCGCUCCAAGCGGUGGUGUUGGGGGGGAAGUGCAAGACUGUAGGCCUGGUGGACCUUUACAUCUGGCAUGCGACACAACCCACGACAGUGGAUAUUCGUCUGCCACGACACCUCUUGCUCAGAAUGGACUUUCGCUCUCGCUCGUCAACGACCUCCGUAACGCUUGCUCCACAGGCUAUGAGCCAGCGCCUAUCAAAGGUGUUGGCAAGACAUGGAAUUUGAUUUUGGACAAAGAGACUACAGACCAAGGACACGACAGAUUCUUCUUUACCAAGGCAGAAUGA
Messenger RNA from Fonsecaea nubica, 1464 nucleotides. RefSeq lists its product as hypothetical. Lineage: Eukaryota; Fungi; Ascomycota; Eurotiomycetes; Chaetothyriales; Herpotrichiellaceae. The transcript has a single exon. The record is from RefSeq and is a predicted model, not a curated record. Bases 1 to 1464 code for a protein of 487 amino acids.